UGGCGGAACUCGCUAUCACACCGACCCGCUACUUGUGAUACCGUAGCAUAGUACCUAAGCGACCCGGGUGCGCUAGCAAAUUAACUUUAUAUCUCAGAUUAUUAAAGUCUACCGUAAACAUCGUUUAUCACACUAUCGAUAUGGCUUACGGCAAAACUGAAAAAUCUGGCCACACGGAGACCGCACUGCGUGCAAUUUCCAAGUCCAAGAAGAGUUCGAGAGCUGAUGCUAAGGUUGCACGCUUAUCAUCAGCUUUCGAUAAAUUGUUUGGUGAUAAGGAGAUUCCGAGAAAGAUCAUGCGAUCUAUCACCACUGGUUCCACUAAGCGUCCAGCGCCCCCUAGUGCUAAACAUCCGCAGAUAUUUCCGACUGCAGAAAUGCAGAAGGAAUUAGAUCUAGCUUACUCGGGGGCGAUGGAUAUCAUCGUAUCUGGCGCGAUGGAUCUCUUAGGAGAUGCAACUCACUGCUCUGAUGACGAAGCUGCUGAGGUGGUGGAAGUACAUGAAGAGAGAAGAGAGCGUCAUGUAUCGAAUGUGAAUGUGGUGAAACAGUCUCAUGAAGAACUCCUUUCUCACAUAAGAGAAGUUCGCGAGAAAAGUGAAAGACUGUACCUUGACGUUAAGUGGUCAAGAACAUUCGCAGGUACUUUUAAAAAAUGAUAAAGUACCUGGAGAAUUAAUAUUCUCCGAACAAAAAAACGGCCCUUUUCAGGGCCACAAUACGAUUCAUAUAUUUACAGUUUCUAUUUAACAGAUGUGUCGUCAAAAACAGAAAACGUAACACCCUGAACCCUUUCCCCAUCCCCUCUUCCCUCGUCCCGAACACUACAUGAUUACAUGAGGUUUUUGGAAGAGAAUAAUAAUACGUUACUCUCCGUCCGAGUAACGCAGGUUCUCUCUCUGACAUGCCCUUAUUCGCAAAUAAAAAAUAAACUAUGGCUGGCUGAAAGACAACCAGUGGAAAUUACACAAAGUAAACAUCACUCACUCUUGCGUCUUUCCAAAAUAAAAUUACAUUAAUGUUACAUUUUCUUCUUCUCUCUGUCAUUUUCAUUAGUGCAGUCCGCAACGACACACAAUACUAGUGUUACACUUAAACCAAUUCAACAGAGCGUCUUCUGUCGUUUGACUUUUCGUUGUCGUACGGGACCUCGUCACGGUAAAGUUCCGCAGCACCUAAGCGAUGCGGUAUUAUUAUUAUUAUUCUUAGUUUCUUUUGAGCAAUGAGUGAUGUAUGUUACGCUACAUGGUAUUAGUGCAAGAAAUAAAUAAGCAAAGUGGUA
Messenger RNA from Spodoptera frugiperda (fall armyworm), 1282 nucleotides. RefSeq lists its product as uncharacterized. NCBI's taxonomy places the organism in Eukaryota, Metazoa, Arthropoda, Insecta, Lepidoptera, Noctuidae. The record is from RefSeq and is a predicted model, not a curated record. The coding region runs from base 141 to 659 and encodes 172 amino acids. The transcript is spliced from 2 exons.